Molecule: messenger RNA, 2366 nt
Organism: Macadamia integrifolia
Lineage: Eukaryota; Viridiplantae; Streptophyta; Magnoliopsida; Proteales; Proteaceae
Product: NAC domain-containing protein 82-like
Exons: 7
Coding region: 594-2324 (576 amino acids)
Biological process (GO): regulation of DNA-templated transcription
Molecular function (GO): DNA binding
Source: RefSeq, a predicted model, not a curated record
GAAGGUUCUAUCCAGUAUCCAUAGUCCUCCGUCCUUACUAAGGCGGGGAAUUCACACUGGCUCGCUCGCGCGCGCGCUCUUACAUAAACACUCAUUUUCCCCUCUCUGGAGUCUUGAGUAAGAUUUUGGCGAUUUAUCUUUGUUUUCUGAGUCUGGUUAGGCUCUCCGCCGCGGCUCUCUCACACUCUACCUCGCCUUUGUUCAUCUUGAUCAUCGACUCCAGGGUUUCUAUUGCACAUCAAAUGUCUGUUGAUCUCAACAACAAUCAUCCGUGGUUUAUUCAGUGCAAUUUCAGUUUUAUGAAUCGUGGUCGAUUGUGGUGUUCACGGCGAGUAUUGUUUCGUCAUUGGACUUGACGAUUAACAUUGGUCUGUGCAAACAUUUGGUUGAAGACAUACAUUUUAUUAAGUGUGGGAAUAUUGGGAAUUUUAUUUACUAUUCAAAGGAUACUUUGCUUGGAGCUUUGAGGCUGAAGGGUUUUAGGCUAUUGCUCGGGAGAGGUGGAAAAUAACUUGGUUUUCUUUUAGUUUUCUGAAGAUAACAGUACACUAGAAUUUUGAAAUAAGUAUAAUAUCCCUCUUGGGGUGUUCAUCAUGGAGAGAAUGUUCCUUGCACCGGGCUUUCGUUUUCAUCCUACUGAAGUUGAAUUAAUUCUUUACUACUUGAAGAGAAAGAUCAUGGGGAAGAGACUCCAUGUUGAAGCUGUUGAGGUGAUAGAUCUAUACAAGUUCGAUCCUUGGGAUCUUCCAGAAAAAUCAUGCUUGAAGAGCAGAGACCUUGAAUGGUAUUUCUUUUGCCCAAAGUAUAGGAAAUAUUCAAAUGGGCUACGGGCAAAUCGUUCCACCGAACAUGGGUAUUGGAAAACUACUGGAAGGGAUAAACCUAUUUGUCAUAAUUCACAGAGAGUGGGAAUGCGAAAGACUUUGGUUUUUCAUGAAGGCCGGGCACCACAAGGGCGUUCAACUAAUUGGGUAAUGUAUGAGUAUAGGCUUGAAGAUAAAUAUCUUGUUGAUGCGGGUAUCAUUCAGGCAACAUAUGUGAUUUGUAAAAUCUUUGAAAAGAGUGGCCCAGGCCCAAAAAAUGGUGAACAAUAUGGGGCACCAUAUAGAGAGGAGGAUUGGGAGGAUGAUGACAUAAGCAUCCCCGUUGCUGACCCUGGUUUCUCAUCGCUUGCCCAGGAUGACAUAAGUAUCCCUGUUGGUGACCCUGGUUCCUCAUCCCUUGCCCAGGCUGAAGAACAUCCUCCCUUGAGAGAGGACAAUGACAUUGUUUCAAUCUUAGCAGUGUUUGACAGAGAUGAUGGUGCUGCAGUUUCCAAUGGCAAUGAUUGUAAUCAGAACUUGGGUCAAUCUAAUGUUGAUGAAAGAGCUCCUUUGGAGGGCUUUGCAAUUUAUAAUGGUUUGGAAGAUCUUGGUUCUCCAUCAGAUUUGAAGACAAAUGGACUUCAUUUCCAUAGUACCAUGGAAACUGAAUAUACUCUCGAUCCGAAGCUUCAGGAAGAUGAUACAUCUUUCCUGGAGUUGAAUGAUCUGGAUUACCCAAUGGAUUACACUGCUGAAACCAAUGGUUGCAUCACAUUAGUUGAUUCAUAUCCCUGCUACAAUGAUCUCAAUAAUUUGGAAGGCUUCUGUGGUGCUGGUCUACCUGCUUCUGGAUUAAGCAUGUCCCACUCUCUAUAUCCUGAAGGAUCUGAGGUUGAAGCUCAAUUGCCUACAUUUCCAAAGGAUAAAGGCUCUGAAGGUGAUGGAAGUCACGUGAGUAACGCUGCCAUAUGUAACCUUACUGCUUGCUCAGGUAGAGAAGCAGAAGAGAGAGGAAUAAAAUAUUUCCAGCAAACCCUGGGAAGAGGUGAACGGCAAAAUGCAGCCCAUCUUGGACUUCGUUUUCUGUUGGAAUCUAUUACGGCUUGUCCUGCUUCAGCCAUAGAGUAUCCAUCUCCUACCAAUGGAGGGAAGAGAUUGAAGGGUGGUCGUCUCUUAUUGACGUAUGGUAGCUCCUCCAUCCUUGUAGAAGCUGAUGUGAAUGUUAGGUGUGGGUGCACUAAUGAAGCUUUGUUGGAAAAACUGGGGGAGUUUCCUUCCAUGCGCUGUGGGUGCAAUGAGUUGCGGAAUCCAAGGAAGUUGGUGGGUACAUGUGGCCGCACCAGGUUCUUAUUUCUAUUUUCAUUAAGAGUGGUUUCAGGUCUGAUUUGGGUUUUACUCCUCGCAGUAGGUUCCAAGUUUAGCAGGUGUGCAUUGAACAUGCAUCUUUCCUGCUUUUCAAUUGCUGUAUCCGAUUCAAUACAAUCUGAUUGGCAUACUUUAAUUGUAUUUAAGCUUGUCUAGUAAAUGAAGUUAGCACGCCUAUGGGCGCGUUAAAUGUGUGUA